Messenger RNA from Umbelopsis ramanniana AG, 604 nucleotides. RefSeq lists its product as uncharacterized. Lineage: Eukaryota; Fungi; Mucoromycota; Umbelopsidomycetes; Umbelopsidales; Umbelopsidaceae. The transcript has a single exon. The record is from RefSeq and is a predicted model, not a curated record. Bases 107 to 301 code for a protein of 64 amino acids.
UCGUAGAAGAAUUUGGCCGUGGUAUACCCUAUACAUUCACUCGACAAGGUUCGAAUAGCGAGCAACGCCAGUCCCAGAUAAACGUCCCAGUCAAACGUCCCAGUCGAUGAAUAAGUUUUUGGUCUUGGUUGGCAACCUUAGCCAAUACUGGGACAAUCUUUCUGCUCAUUCUUUCGCACAGGUUCUUCGCCUACGAGGACCGCACGGCACACUUCAAGACAGACCUUGGAUUCGCAGUAAGCUUUCAAUUUGCUAUAUUUUCCUGAUUUCCAUGAUGUUCAUUGGGUUGCCCUUUGAUUGACGGGAAGAGACGUCUGGUGGAUUGGAUCGCCUACAUCAAUAUCUUAUUUCAAUAGAUUCGAUGUUGUUUGAUAAAAUUCCUGGCUUACAUUCUGGAGGUGAGUGAUCAGUUGUUUUUAGCUUCUUAGUUGAGCUUGAAUUGCUGCUGAAGGUUCUACAAUGUGCUGCCUCUUUGAUUGAUUAAUUCCUGUGGCAAGAUUGCUUGCAUCAAUCUUUCGAUUUCUAAAGCCUUUUGUUCAUUCACUGAUGGAUCUGGUAUCGACAUACCGGUGCUGUUAAUUGCAAGCAGUUGUUCAGGAAAUUG